CAGAGCUGAAUUUCGUCACCCGGUCCCCAGAGCCAGCAAGACAUGGGCCCCACUUUCCAAACCCUGACGCCUUUCGUUUAACCAGAAGACGUGGAGGGGAGCCGCCACCCCUGACCAUGUAGAUGCCAGCGCCAGGGAGCAGGAUGGGCCCCGCUGAAUGGAGACCCCUGGGUCUACAGCCCUGAGCCCCUGCGGCCCGUGGACCUCGCCCCACGCCCAGGGACGCCCCUUGGAGCCCACUGCCGCUGUUGCCAGCCCACCGCGGCCGCCCCCCGGAGUCGGCCUCCAGGAACCACAGCCGUCCAGUGAGGCCGUGCUGAGGACAGCCACGCGGAGCCAUUGCCCGGCAGCCUCCUGUCCAGCGCUGACCCUCGGGCCCCCCCGGAGCGGGGACUGCAGCAGACAUGGGUGACAUGACCAACAGCGACUUCUACUCCAAAAACCAAAGAAACGAGUCGAGCCAUGGGGGUGAGUUCGGGUGCACGAUGGAGGAGCUGCGCUCCCUCAUGGAGCUGCGGGGCACCGAGGCCGUGGUCAAGAUCAAGGAGACCUACGGGGACACCGAUGCCAUCUGCCGGCGCCUCAAAACCUCACCUGUUGAAGGUUUGCCAGGUACCGCUCCAGACCUGGAAAAGAGAAAGCAGAUUUUUGGGCAAAAUUUUAUACCUCCAAAGAAGCCAAAAACCUUCCUGCAGCUGGUAUGGGAGGCCCUGCAGGACGUGACGCUGAUUAUCCUGGAGAUCGCGGCCAUCAUCUCCCUAGGGCUCUCCUUCUACCACCCGCCUGGCGAGAGCAAGGAAGGAUGUGCGAGUGCCCAGGGCGGGGCUGAGGAUGAAGGGGAGGCGCAGGCGGGCUGGAUCGAGGGGGCUGCCAUCCUCCUCUCAGUCAUCUGUGUGGUCCUGGUCACGGCCUUCAAUGACUGGAGCAAAGAGAAACAGUUCCGGGGCCUGCAAAGCCGUAUUGAGCAGGAGCAGAAAUUCACCGUGGUCCGGGCUGGCCAGGUGGUCCAGAUCCCUGUGGCUGAGAUCGUAGUUGGGGACAUCGCCCAGGUCAAGUAUGGCGACCUCCUCCCUGCAGACGGCCUCUUCAUCCAGGGCAACGACCUCAAGAUCGAUGAAAGCUCCCUGACGGGGGAGUCUGACCAGGUGCGCAAGUCCGUGGACAAGGACCCCAUGCUGCUGUCAGGGACCCAUGUGAUGGAGGGCUCUGGACGGAUGGUGGUGACUGCCGUGGGUGUGAACUCUCAGACUGGCAUUAUCUUUACCCUGCUGGGGGCCGGCGGUGAGGAGGAAGAGAAGAAAGACAAGAAAGCCAAGCAGCAGGACGGGGCGGCAGCCAUGGAGAUGCAGCCCCUCAAGAGUGCCGAGGGCGGCGACGCUGACGACAAGAAGAAGGCCAACAUGCACAAGAAGGAGAAGUCGGUGCUGCAGGGCAAGCUCACCAAGCUGGCUGUGCAGAUCGGCAAGGCAGGCCUGGUAAUGUCCGCCAUCACAGUGAUCAUCCUGGUGCUCUACUUCACCGUGGACACCUUUGUGGUCCACAAGAAGCCGUGGCUGCCCGAGUGCACACCCGUCUACGUGCAAUACUUCGUCAAGUUCUUCAUCAUCGGUGUGACAGUGCUGGUGGUCGCCGUGCCUGAGGGGCUCCCUCUGGCUGUCACCAUCUCGCUGGCCUACUCAGUGAAGAAAAUGAUGAAGGACAACAACCUGGUCCGCCACCUGGACGCCUGUGAGACCAUGGGCAAUGCCACGGCCAUCUGCUCGGACAAGACGGGCACGCUCACCACCAAUCGCAUGACGGUGGUGCAGGCCUACGUGGGCGACAUCCACUACAAGGAGAUCCCUGAGCCCAGCUCCAUCAACGUCAAGACCAUGGAGCUACUGGUCAAUGCCAUCGCCAUCAAUAGCGCCUACACCACCAAGAUUCUGCCCCCGGAGAAGGAGGGCGCCCUGCCUCGGCAGGUGGGCAACAAGACAGAGUGCGGCCUGCUGGGCUUCGUGCUGGACCUGAAGCAGGACUACGAGCCCGUGCGCAGCCAGAUGCCGGAGGAGAAGCUGUACAAGGUCUACACCUUCAACUCCGUGCGCAAGUCCAUGAGCACGGUCGUCAAGCUGCCGGACGAGAGCUUCCGCAUGUACAGCAAGGGCGCUUCGGAGAUCGUGCUGAAGAAGUGCUGCAAAAUCCUCAACGGGGCGGGUGAACCCCGGGUCUUCCGGCCCCGUGACCGGGACGAGAUGGUGAAGAAGGUGAUCGAGCCCAUGGCCUGCGACGGGCUCCGCACCAUCUGCGUGGCCUACCGCGACUUCCCCAGCAGCCCGGAGCCCGACUGGGACAACGAGAAUGACAUCCUCAAUGACCUCACCUGCAUCUGCGUGGUGGGCAUCGAGGACCCCGUGCGGCCCGAGGUCCCAGAAGCCAUCCGCAAGUGCCAGCGAGCAGGCAUCACGGUCCGCAUGGUCACAGGGGACAACAUCAACACAGCCCGGGCCAUCGCCAUCAAGUGUGGCAUCAUCCACCCUGGGGAGGACUUCCUGUGCCUCGAAGGCAAGGAGUUCAACCGGAGAAUUCGCAACGAGAAAGGGGAGAUUGAGCAGGAGCGCAUCGACAAGAUCUGGCCGAAGCUGCGGGUGCUGGCUCGCUCCUCCCCCACGGACAAGCACACCCUGGUCAAAGGCAUCAUCGACAGCACGCACACGGAGCAGCGGCAGGUGGUGGCCGUGACGGGGGACGGCACCAACGACGGGCCCGCGCUCAAGAAGGCCGACGUGGGCUUUGCCAUGGGCAUCGCAGGCACGGACGUGGCCAAGGAGGCCUCGGACAUCAUCCUGACGGACGACAACUUCAGCAGCAUCGUCAAGGCGGUGAUGUGGGGCCGCAACGUCUAUGACAGCAUCUCCAAGUUCCUGCAGUUCCAGCUGACGGUCAACGUGGUGGCCGUGAUCGUGGCCUUCACAGGUGCCUGCAUCACGCAGGACUCCCCUCUAAAGGCCGUGCAGAUGCUCUGGGUCAACCUCAUCAUGGACACGUUCGCCUCGCUGGCGCUGGCCACCGAGCCGCCCACCGAGACCCUGCUUCUGCGGAAGCCGUACGGCCGCAACAAGCCCCUCAUCUCGAGGACCAUGAUGAAGAGCAUCCUGGGCCACGCCGUCUACCAGCUCACCCUCAUCUUCACCCUGCUUUUUGUUGGCGAGAAGAUGUUCCAGAUCGACAGCGGGAGGAACGCGCCCCUGCACUCGCCGCCCUCCGAGCACUACACCAUCAUCUUCAACACCUUCGUCAUGAUGCAGCUCUUCAACGAGAUCAACGCCCGCAAGAUCCACGGCGAGCGCAACGUCUUCGACGGCAUCUUCCGGAACCCCAUCUUCUGCACCAUUGUGCUGGGCACCUUCGCCAUCCAGAUAGUGAUCGUGCAGUUUGGGGGGAAGCCGUUCAGCUGCUCUCCGCUGCAGCUGGACCAGUGGAUGUGGUGCAUCUUCAUCGGGUUAGGGGAGCUUGUCUGGGGCCAGGUCAUCGCCACCAUCCCGACCAGCAGGCUCAAGUUCCUCAAGGAGGCCGGCAGGCUCACGCAGAAGGAGGAGAUCCCGGAGGAGGAGCUCAACGAGGACGUGGAGGAGAUAGACCACGCCGAGCGAGAGCUGCGGCGGGGCCAGAUCCUGUGGUUCCGAGGUCUGAACCGGAUCCAGACUCAGAUCCGCGUCGUGAAGGCGUUCCGUAGCUCUCUCUAUGAAGGUCUAGAAAAGCCUGAGUCUCGAACCUCCAUCCAUAAUUUCAUGGCUCAUCCUGAAUUCCGGAUCGAAGAUUCACAGCCCCACAUCCCCCUCAUCGACGACACCGACCUGGAAGAAGAUGCCGCGCUCAAGCAGAACUCGAGCCCGCCGUCCUCGCUCAACAAGAACAACAGCGCCAUCGACAGCGGGAUCAACCUGACGACCGACACAAGCAAAUCAGCUACCUCUUCAAGUCCAGGGAGCCCCAUCCACAGCCUGGAGACGUCGCUUUAGCUGAGGACCCUGCCGCCACCCACCUCCCGGGCACCCACCCAUCCAGGCACCCGACUCACCCACGCAGCAACGAGCAACAACAGGAAACCAAAUCCUGGCGAGAAAACCGUUUCCACCCAACAGACCCUUUUUCUGGCUGCGAUGCUGUUUGAACUCUUUUUCACUUUGAGGCGAGGGCGGGAUCUCCUCCGGGGGCUUACGGGAGGGAGCGGUUUUCCCAGAACUAGCCCUUCCUGGCUCCCGCCCGACGUGGACCAGCCAUGCACCCGCCCAGCGCCGCGUCCCCUGCAUGAAUGUACUGCACAUUUCCCGUCCUCCCCUUGUUUGGUUUUUGGGGGGUUGGGGAGGGGGUUUUUUUGGUUUGUUUGUUUUCUUAGGCGGGAACUGCAAACAGACUCUUUUCUGAGACUAUUUAUCCAAUCCACUGGUCUGUGAGUUUUUGAAAUGCUUGUGCAGCAUGGUCUCAGUUGUAUAGGUUAAUUUAACAACUUUUUGAAGUUGCAGAGCUUAACUCGCCUAGUAAAUUUGCACCAAUGGAACCGAAGAACUUCAGACACUCACAAGGUUAUAUCCAUUUCUUUGUAUCUAUAUCAACGUAUACUUCUCCAAGACUGUAUACGUCCAUAUAGAUAGGUAGAUAUAUAUAUAUAUAAAUAUAUAUACAUGGAUAUAUAAAGUUUCUUUGCCGGCAUGUUGCCUUGUUUCCGCUUAAAUUGCUCUAUUUUAACUUAUUUAUGUCCUAAAAGAAGAAUGUAAUUUGUUUACAAACCUGUAGAUAACGUCUUCGACUAUUUGUACGGUUUAAGAACACUGGUGGCUGAGAUGCUAUAAUAACAGCUCAGCCUGGCAGACACCUCCCUGGAUUGCAUCCUUGAUGUUUUACGAUAGCCAUGCUCUGAUUUUUGCCUGCUAUUUCCGUUCAAUGACGUCACUACCGCAGGAGGCUCAGGCAGAAGCCAAAUAUUAACGAGUAUCCAUCCUGAGAGGUCCAACAGCGCGCUCUGUAGACAAAGGGGGAGGAGGAGAGAAGUCUUCCUGGGCUCGAAGCACUGAUGGCCAGCUGGCCCCAGGGUGACGGGCUCCACAAAGCACUGGGUGAAGACUUUUCUCUCAAUGAAACUCACUUGAGUUUACUAAGAGCAUUUCAAACAGAGAUUCUCUCUGGCGCUGUCUGUACAGAGAUUGAGGUAGUGUUGCAAUAUUAUAAAUGCUAUUGCGUUGAUUUCUUUUUUCAGUUAGUAAUUUAGAGGCUUAUUUCCUUAUAAAUUGCAGCAAAUGAGCUGUUGGCGUAUUGGAUGAGGAUCAUUAUGGCUUGCUGCUUUUAUUUUUAUUUUUGAAGAAGAAUAGCCUUUUCCUCUGCACUAUUUAGAUCCGAACGAACCUUAUGACGUGUAUAUUGAGAUGUAUUCAGUGUGAUUUUUUUUAAACCAAAUUGUCUUCCUGUAGUCGCAAUAUAUACUGUAGCCUUUCAACAGCAAGUCUUGCUUUCCCAGACAGAAAGCCAUUCUGAAACCCUACAGUAUCACAGGUGAGAAAAUGUGGUUAUUUUUUUCCCUGAGACAAUAACAGCACUAGUAAUCCCACUUCAUAAGAGCUUAUUUGUUUGUCAGCCUCUUAACUGCUAAGCACUUUGUGGGUAUCAGCUUUUUUCAUAAAAGAACUUUUGUAUUGAAUACAAAGUUUGCUUUGAGACUUUUCAGCAUAUGAUCUUUUUCCAUAAACUUGUACAGUGCAAAAGACAUUUUGAAUACCAUGAUCGAUGAUGUCCCAUGCUUCAAGGAAAACCAAACAACACUUGCCGCCUCGCUUGCGAAAUGCAUUCUUCACACUGACCCUUCCCACAGCUGCUCUGUGUCAGCCCGGGCCCUUCCCUUCUCCAGGCCCAGAGAAUUCUUCCACAAAGAAGAUGAGAGCCACUCGGGAAAAGAGCCAUAGUCAGCUGGGAGGGCCUGCGUCUGGACGGCUGAGGAGAAACCCGAGGGUUUAGGAUCCCAAGUCAGCCCAUCCCACCUGGCAACACCUUCCUGGAAGGAGGACCUUCUUUGCGCAAGAGCAUCUCCUGAAUGUCGUGAAGAAAUAUCUCUGAAUGUACCCAGCAGAGGAAACUGCAUCCCCCGAGGAGUGACCAGCCCUCAGAUAUGUUUAUUGGAUUCCAAGACCAAUACCACCCACUGUUCUCCUCUGAGAAAGGAAAGACCUGCUCCUGUAAAACCUGGGGCAGCUUUGGAACGUGGUGUUUUUUUUGUAGUUUCCUUUUUCAAGGUUCUCCAUCUCCCGCUUCGUUUAAACCUUGUGUCCGUAACCUCAUUCCAUGACACCAGGAAAGCCCCGCUUGCACACAACACUCCCUGCUCAUCUGCAGCCGAGAUGCAAGGGAAGCAGGAGGGGUCUCCCCGAGUGGGGCUCAUCCCAGGGGAUAAGAAGCGAUGGAAGCUACCAAGAAUGUCCCACGUCAGUGGUCUUUUCUUGUCAGGAAUGAUAGAUGCUCACACACACACACACACACACACACACACACACACACACUCAGACCCUUGCCCUCACACUUGCACACACACAUCCACACACACAGGUAAUGAUUGGUUUGUCGGAACUCACUGUAGUACAUAAAGCUUGCACUCGGCCUCCUAUAUCUAGCAGCAUGGGGUACGUUUGGCAGUUCACCCCAUUAGGGGGUAAAUAAUUUAUGACCAUUCAUCUGUUUUUAUGAAUUUUUUUAUCUAGACAAUAAUUGUAAAUAAAGAACUCACCAUCUCUGUUCAUUUAAUACUAUGCAAUGGUGAUGCUUUCAAUUGCUGACUCUUCUUACUCCUGCAGUGUGGUUCUGAAAUGUCUGUGGUCUUUUAAAAAAAAAAAAAAGGCAAAAACCCAACAUCAAACAGAACAUAGUAAAUAUAUACUCUAUAAUGUAUACUUUUUGCUGGUUUGGGACUGCACCAUCCCUUACCUUCUUGUCUGCCCUUUGACAGGGGCUCCAGGAGAAGGCAGCAGAUUUAGUUCUGAGGUGUAAGCUCACCAAUCUGUCUCCCCCCAACAGAUGAAGGAAGAGCAGGGGGCCCAUUCAAUGAGUCACCCACCUUUGGAGGUGGACAGGGAGGAAACUGAAGGGUUUCCUUCCCUAACUCAGCAGCACCCUGGGUUGCUCCCACCAGCCCCCCACCGUGGCACCUUGCCCCCUCAUCCCAACCAGAGCAGAGAGUAGACAAGAAGGAGGGCCCCCUACUUAUGAGACCAGACUAAUGGCAGUAAUUGCACUGGGGCGAGGACCCUGGACCUAUCUCAGCAGCUCUCCCGCAACUAUGUUGAAAUUCCCCCUUUACCACAUCCUGACAGCUUAGAGAGACUUGGGUCUGUUUCUGGAAUUGCUCCUUCAUUCCCUCAUCUGGCACCAGCCACAUAGUUUUAAUUAUUAUCACUUUGUAUAAUGUUUUAUUAUGUGGUGGGAUAAAUACCCUUUGCUCUUUUUUUUUUUUUUAACAAAAUUUUGUGGCUAUUCUCUCACAUCUAUUCUUCCAAGUAAACUUAAAAUUCUGCCAAGUCUUCCACCCCGCCCCCCCCCCCCGCCCUCCUCUCACCCCAAAUAUUGGGCCCUUUCAUUGUAGGUGCAAACAUCGUCCCACCAUUGUAAGCACUGUCCACUACAGCUCACUAAAUAGAGAGACCUCUAAGGUAAAAUUAAAAGGGCAUCCUGAAUCUUGAGGGAAGCCUGAUAUUCUUCUCAUCAUCUCACCUGUCCCCUAAGCCAGGGUGCUGUCAGGAGAGGCCACCAUGCCCCCACCCAAUUUCAGAGUGGGACUCAAAGUCACCCAUAUUGGCUGUGCUGGGGUGGACCCUCCAGCUACCCCAGUCCAGAUGAGAAAAAGGGGUCUCUCCCAGACCCGGAGCUACCAGAAUGUGUAGCCCAGGUGCCAAUUCUCCUCAUGGAGGAAUGUUUAUUCCUAUCUCCCUUUCCUGAACUAUUUUUGGGGGAGAGGGUCACCUCUUGCUCUUUAUUCGGUUUUCAGCGGUUAUGUGAUAGGUCCUUUGGGAUGCAGCAAUCUCUUGCCUGCACCUUCUCACCACCCUGACUCCCCCUAGUGGUUCUUGCUCUACUUACAGGAGGCUGUCAAACACCUAUACUGUGACAUGCCUCCCACCCAAAACUCUCUCCAUAGAGUCUGAGAUCCUGCCACUGGAAGAUGGGGGUGGGGGGCGGGGGAUGGGUUGCAUUUCUCUGAAGGAUUUGGGUCUUCCAGAGCCAAGGCUUAAAUCAAACAACAGCAGAAAAUCCCCAGGUCUUUCCCAGUUCCAAAGCAAGCUCUCCUGAUUUUGAUGUAAAGAUCCUGUUUACCCAAGUAGUGGGGAGGGGGAUCCCAAGCCCUGGGCAUCAGCCAUCACCCCCUCCACCAAAAAUAAGAUACCUAAGGCUGCUUUGGGACCGCCCUUCUUGGCCCCCUAAGUCUGUUUUGUAACGCCUGUGGUGCUCUCCCUCCCGACCUUUCCUCUCGGGGGGGUCAGUCGCCACACUCUGCUAACUCUUGUGUGCACAUAUUUUAUACCAGAGUAGUGAGGAAAUGGUGCCGCCUCCAGCUUCCAUAAGCUACCCGGGCUCUGGGGGCUCUGGGGAAAUCGGGGCUGGGAAGUGACUGUGCUCUUAUUGUACACUCUUGAUUUCUCUGUAUCUCUGGCUUGUGCUCUUUGUAAUUAAUGGGAUUUGUCUGCCUUUUCAACACUAUACUGAGCAAUAACAAUAAAUGCACACGUGGAAAUGCAGACACGGUACACAUCACAAGGCCUUUUUCCGCGGGACAGCUGGGUCCCCACCCUCCAUGGAUUUGAACUCAGAGGGAAACCGAGUGCCUGGGAGGGAAAGGCCCUUUGCCCAAGGGUGCACAGCUCAAGGGAGGUCUCUCUAACUUCCACCUAGUCACACCUUUCGAACAGUCACCAUUUGAGGGAGGCAAGUUCAGCUUGCCAUGAGUCACUAACCCUCCAUGAGGAACAGCUGACAAUCCCAGAGGGCAAGACUUUGGGGGAAGAGGCCUCAGGAGGAUGAAGAGGUGCAGAUUCAGGGUCUGGGAGGUCAGGGCAUAAAUUAGGGAAAUCUAAAAAUGGCCUGAUUUGGGGUCUGGGAUUAACCAGAGGGAGCUGAUGGGAGAUACAGACAAAGGAUGUAGGUGGCAUCCCCUACUGGGGACAGGAGGAUGCAGAAGGGAGCCUGGCAUACUAAGAGUCUGAACUCGGCACACCUCUGGUGGACAUCAGCAAAGAACAGGAACAUGCCCAGACCAAGAGACAGUCCCAAUGUUGGCUCAAAGGUUGAGGGUCACAC
Hippopotamus amphibius kiboko is the source of this 9312-nucleotide messenger RNA. It is a transcript of the gene ATP2B2, whose product is annotated as ATPase plasma membrane Ca2+ transporting 2. The transcript is spliced from 20 exons. Bases 405 to 4001 code for a protein of 1198 amino acids. The record is from RefSeq and is a predicted model, not a curated record. Gene Ontology annotation, molecular function: ATP hydrolysis activity; PDZ domain binding; P-type calcium transporter activity. NCBI's taxonomy places the organism in Eukaryota, Metazoa, Chordata, Mammalia, Artiodactyla, Hippopotamidae. Gene Ontology annotation, biological process: calcium ion transmembrane transport; regulation of cytosolic calcium ion concentration. Gene Ontology annotation, cellular component: postsynaptic density membrane; intracellular membrane-bounded organelle.